Tarenaya hassleriana is the source of this 1040-nucleotide messenger RNA. RefSeq lists its product as uncharacterized. Lineage: Eukaryota; Viridiplantae; Streptophyta; Magnoliopsida; Brassicales; Cleomaceae. The transcript has 2 exons. The record is from RefSeq and is a predicted model, not a curated record. The coding region runs from base 357 to 752 and encodes 131 amino acids.
AUUAAUACUCCAUAUAGAUUUUCCACCAUGUGUGACUGAUUAAAGGCAAAACACACUCUCUCUCUCUCUCUCUCUCUCUCUCUCUCUGCACAGACAGGUAGAACACACACCUCCAGAUUCUCACGUCUUUUUUUUCUUUUAACUUUUCUCGUUUUCCGAAAAAUAUUUUCGUAUAAAUAAAAGAAGAGAAUCCACUCUGCAAUUUCAACACUUGUACGUAACCAGUACGAUUACGACCAAUCUCUCUGCGAGCACCAUCUUUGUACAGUUGAAAUUCUCCAUCUUUUCUCGCUUUCCUUUGGUUUUCUCUCUCUGGGUAUCUUCAAAUUCCAUCAGUGAGGAAGCUCCAAACCCAUAUGUCUUGUAUGCUAAGCUGCUCUAAUGGCGUUGUGAUUGCAACCGCCAUGGUUGUCUCGAGUACUGCUCUUUUUCUCGCCAUUUCACGCCAGUUUUCUGGGAAUCAGACGACUCAGGGUCAGGGUCCACGACCAAUCCUCCGUUCUAGUCUUUCUUCAGAAGAGAAGAAGAGAGAGAGGAAGAAGCAGAAGAAGAGGGUACGGUUCGCGGAGAAUGUGAAGGAGACGAAAGGGAACGGGGAAGAGUACAGGAGGGAGCACAGCCGGAGAACCGAACUGCUGGGUAAACCGGAGGAAACCGGGUCGGUUUGCAGGAUUGAGAUGCCGGCGAACCGGAUUGCUCUCUACAAUGGGAUUCUCAGGGACAGAAAUCAAAGAAUUCAGUGCUCCUAUUGACUUUUCUUGUCGACUAAUAAUUUCCAAAAGAAAAAAUUAUUUUCCUUUAUUUUCUUGGGAAAAUAUAUUUUUCUUUUGAAACUGUGGUAGGCGCUUCUUCCUUUUUUCUUUCUUUUUCCUCUCUGUGAAUAUGAUUUUUCUUUUUUUUCUUUUUUUUUCCCAAUGUGUUCUUUCUUCUAAAACUAUGUAGUUAUGUAUAUGGUUGACAUGUAAAACACUUGAUUUUGUAUUAACUAAUGUGUGUGUAGUACAUGAACUUGAACGAUACUCCAUCCAUUUCAAUAUAAA